This is a messenger RNA of Monosiga brevicollis MX1, 1607 nucleotides long. RefSeq lists its product as uncharacterized. The record is from RefSeq and is a predicted model, not a curated record. Lineage: Eukaryota; Choanoflagellata; Craspedida; Salpingoecidae. The transcript has 3 exons. The coding region runs from base 128 to 1369 and encodes 413 amino acids.
GUGUCUGCACUCACAUUUAAUUUUUUUUCGGAGGCUGAGGACGCCGGGAUGGCGCAGGAGGAAGGUGCGGCGGUGUGGGCAGUCGGGUCAGCGCGGUGGCGGUGGACAGGUGUGUGACCGGGCAGGGAUGGAGGCGGUGCCUCGGGUCGCAUGUCCCGUGUGCGGCCGGCAAUUGCCUCAGUACGCCAUUCAGCAGCAUGUCAAUGGGUGUCUCGAGGUCGAAUGUCGGGAUGAUGCACGCCCUGCUGCAGCACCGUCGCCACAGCACCGCACUGUGAGCGGGAGCAAAGCAGAGAGGACGUUCGCCUCGAGUGCCGAUGAGCGGCGCGGUGUGGACGACGAGGGCGACGAGGGCGACGAGGGUGACGAGGGCGACGAGGGCGACGAGGGCGACGACGUCAUAUGGCUGUCCCCACCACGUGUCCAGGUCACACGGCCGCCAACAGCUGCAUCAGCAGUGCCAGCCAAGAUACCACCGGCAACAGCCGAGCCCGCCGCACCCCCGCGAUGGGUAGCCCCCAUCGCGAGCGAAGUCGGUACACUGGCCGCGGAGGAGGGACAUGGUGGGAUAGAGCUGGCAAACCAGCUUGCCCGCGCGUGUGCGCAGCUUCCACCGCCGCGUGGGGUUCACGGGGUUCGGACCACAGUCUGUCGCAACGUGCGUCACUACCACCAGCGUGAUGCAGCACAGACAUACGCUUGCGGGUACCGCAAUCUGCAAAUGCUGACCUCACACCUGUUGACGCGACCCGAGUACGCCAACCUCUUCAACGGUCGCAUCCCGUCCCUCAGCGCCCUGCAAAGGCUCAUCGAACACGGGUGGGCGGCGGGAUUCGACCCCGCUGGCGCCGAGCAGUUGGACUAUCGCGUGGUGGGGACGGAUAAAUGGAUUGGCGCCACUGACAUGGUGGCCAUGCUGCGCGCUCAAGGCGUGGGCGCCGACGUUGUGGACUUUUUCUUGCACGCACCCACUGACCAAGCCCGCUUGCAGGAGCGACUUGUCACCUGGGUCUGGGACUACUUUAGCGCCGACGCUCCAACCGGGCAACACGUGCACACAGGCCGCCCACCUCUCGUUCUGCAGGCGCAAGGGCACUCUCGGCUCAUUGUUGGUGCAGAGCGGCGCGUGGCGAGAGGGCAGGUAACCAUACUUCUCCUUGUCUUCGAUCCCUUCCACUUUACCCACCAGCUGGAGCAAGCCUUGCGCACCCGCAGUGACUGGGUCAAGAGCAUCAAGCGGCGACCCAGCUCGCUGCGACACAACGCCUACCAACUCCUGGUCAUCGGGGCACCACACCCACCAGAAUGCCCACCAAAACAGAUCAUCGCCGCACUGGAGCGUCACGACAUGUCGCGCACCGUGCCGUGACGCAUGCAGCCUUCCCCCAGCCCGUCUGCAUGCGGCAUCCAGUCAGACGACCGGGUGCACAUAACUUCUGCAGACCCGAGUUCGCUCCAUCGAUUGUUGUCAAUCGCCGACUCGUGGCCGCGAGGGCGUCGAACCGACUGUCUUGUGUCCAGCGGGUUGCUCGUUGCUUCGAGCACUCCUUCCUCCUAUCCAAAAUACUGCGUCCUGCGCGCCAUAAUUAAUAAUUUAAGAGCCUGAU